GUUGGUGACAUUUUCUGCGCAGGAGGAACUGCAGCUUCAACCAGGCAAACAAACUGUCAGGAAGAUUUGUGCGCGUCGUACUCGGCGUUCACGUUCACCUCGUGCACCAAUGUGUGCAGGACGGGCACCAGGAGUGGUGUCAGGAGUUGUAUCACAUCAGGGAAUGUCCCUGCUGGAUGUUUAACAAAACAAGAAUCUUGUUUCGAUGAAGUCGCGUGUGUACCAUCAUGGAGUGAUUGGUCACCAUGGGGGUCGUGUGGGGGGGUGGAAUGUACGUCUGCAACAAGUACGAGGACGAGGACAUGUCCCGAUGCCUUGCUGACCAAACCGUGCCAAGGCCAACCAUCAGAAGAUGAGAAUUGUUUGUCUGCUUGUCCUUCAGCAGCUUGGAGUGCAUGGGUCCCAGGUCCAUGCAUGGGACCCGAUAUAUCGUGCUCGCCUGGGACCCGUACUGAAACACGAACAUGUAGGAGUCGAGGGAAUGUCGUUGGUGAUGUUUUCUGCGCAGGAGGAACUGCAGCUUCAGCCAGGCAAACAAACUGUCAGGAAGAUUUAUGUGUGUCGUACUCGGCGUUCACGUUCACUUCGUGCACCAAUGUGUGCAGGUCGGGCACCAGGAGUGGUGUCAGGAGUUGUAUCGCAUCAGGGAAUGUCCCUGCUGGAUGUUUAACAAAACAAGAAUCUUGUUUCGAUGAAGUUGCGUGUGGGACCAUCGACCUAAUGUUUGUAUUGGAUGGCAUGCAGUCUGUGACAUCACAAAACUUCAUUGGCAUCAAGAACUGGAUGCAAAGUUUUAUUCCGAGGUUGAAUUUGCAAGAUGGGAAAAUCAGAUUUGGAUUGGAUCGCUAUACCGGCACUGUGGUCACUGAUAUCGAGUUGGGGGAAUCCCAGAACCUACCACAGAUCAACAAUGUUAUUUCCUCGCUUCCUUUCACAACCCAAUCCACAAAAACCACGCUGUCAAUCACUUCAACAAUCAACAACAACUUUAACUCAGUCGGAAGUCGAUUCCCGGCAUCCAGGAGGUUGGUGGUCGUUGUCACCGAUGGACUUGCUCAAGAAACAAUGAGCGAUGUCAACACAUUGGUACAACUCGCGCAAACUAACAAAGUUGAAAUAAUUUCUGUUGCUGUUGGUCCGUUUGCCAACCUUGCUACUCUUGGAGUAAUAACCGGAGAUCCAACGUUCGGAAAUAUAUUUCAAGCCCGUACUUUUAAUCUGAAUUCAAUUUCAACCCCUCUGUUCAACAAACUGUUUAACCCAUGAAACUGUUGGCUUCAUUUGUUUGGAUCUAAUUUAUCAUUUGCACAAAAUCUUUGUUAAUUUCAUUGUUUUGUUACUUGUUUUAUUUUUGAAUAAACUGAACUGUUC
Ciona intestinalis (vase tunicate) is the source of this 1371-nucleotide messenger RNA. Lineage: Eukaryota; Metazoa; Chordata; Ascidiacea; Phlebobranchia; Cionidae. The record is from RefSeq and is a predicted model, not a curated record.